Anguilla anguilla (European eel) is the source of this 2807-nucleotide messenger RNA. RefSeq names its product CUE domain-containing protein 1-like. Gene Ontology annotation, molecular function: ubiquitin binding. The transcript has 12 exons. The coding region runs from base 731 to 1915 and encodes 394 amino acids. The record is from RefSeq and is a predicted model, not a curated record. NCBI's taxonomy places the organism in Eukaryota, Metazoa, Chordata, Actinopteri, Anguilliformes, Anguillidae.
GCGUCCCUUUGUCUGGAACGGGUCUUCCUCAAUCUCGGUCCAUCCGCUUGGGCCGUAUAUACUCUACCGCUUUCGGCUGUAUUACUCCAUUCUGUCCGCUAGGAAGCUGUCUGGCUCUUUGUUUUGCUGCGAGUUGUACCGUAAUAUCUGACCAACAGAUAUUUUUCUGCAUCUACUCUGUUUAAACACUUGCCUUGCGGAAUCGCUAGCAGGCUAGUACCGUUGUAUCCUGUGUUUUUCUAUAGUCUAUGGUUCCAUCCCAACUUGGUCUUCAAGCCUGGACCAUACCUCUACACCGGCAGACUAUCGUGACAAGUUGCGCGUCAAUAACGAUCGUGCGGUUACGGUGCUGAAAAUAGGAAUGUUGUGUCUUUUCGGAGAGGUGCUGGCUCGCUGUCUGGUUUGGUGCUGAAGAUGGCGGCCCAGGCCUGAGUCUCGCGCAGGUGCGACCGGCACCGGGGCUCCAGACGCCGCGCGACGUCGGAUGCGGGGGAGGGACGGGGACGGAAGCGGCCCGCCAUGCGACCGUGAUCCUGCCGACCAUGGACUGACCAGGGCGGGCGUCGCCCAGAGAGCGAAGGAUCAGAGCAGAGGGAGAGAGAGAGAGAGAGAGAGAGAAGAAGAAGAGAGAGAGGGGACCACAGCCUGACCGGGACUAGCCGCCGUCUCCCACGCGGCGUUGGCAGCGAGGAGGAGGGGCGUGGCCGGCCGCGCGGACGCUCCGCGGAGGAUGACCAGCCUGUUCCGGCGCAGCAGCAGCAGCGGCGGGGGUUCCAGGGGCGGGCCCUCGCCCGGCCCCGCCCCUAGCGGCGGGGGUGAGCUGAACAACAGCCGGCCGGCCCGGCAGGUGCGGCGCCUGGAGUUCAACCAGGCCAUGGACGACUUCAAGACCAUGUUCCCCGGCAUGGACUACGAGGUCAUCGAGUGCGUGCUGCGCUCCAACAGCGGCGCCGUGGACGCCACCAUCGACCAGCUGCUGCAGAUGAGCGUGGAGGGCCAGGGCUCCGACGACAGCUCCGACUCCGACGGCAGCAUCCCGCCAGAGAUCCUGGAGCGGACGCUGGAGCCGGACAGCUCGGACGAGGAGCCUCCGCCCGUCUACUCCCCGCCCACCUACGACAUGCACAUCUACGACAGGAAGUACCUGGAGGCUCCGCCCACUCCACCACCCCGGUUCGAGGCCCAGCCCCCGCCGGGACACCGGCAGGUCAGCAGCUACCGGAACUGGAACCCGCCGUUGCUGGGCAACCUGCCGGACGACUUCCUGAGAAUCCUGCCCCAGCAACUGGACAGCAUACAGACGUCCCAGACCAGUGUCUCCCAGCCUUCCUCCUCCUCCUCUUCCUCGCUGUCCUCUGUGCCCCAGAGGGUGGGGUCUGAGGGCGGGGCUGGGUCUGUGGGCGGGGCUACGGAGCAGGAGAGGAAGCUGAAGCAGUACCUGGAGGACGAGCGAAUCGCCCUCUUCCUGCAGAACGAGGAGUUCAUGAGAGAACUGCAGCGCAACCGAGAGUUCCUCACCGCCCUGGAGAGAGAUCGGCUGAAGUACGAGUCAAAGAAAUCCCGGUCCAACCAUUCAUCCGCUAGCACAGAGAGUUCCACAGCAGGGGAGCAGUGUAUCGCGGGCUCAUUGGAAGCUGGCACUGCUGUCUCAGAUGACGCCCUGUUCAGAGACAAACUCAAGCACAUGGGCAAAUCCACCAGGAAGAAGCUGUUCGAGAUCGCCAGGGGGUUCUCGGAGAAGACGAAGAGGAGGAAGACGAAGAGGAGGACGCUCCUGAGGCAUCAGUCCCUGGGCACUGCUGCGUCCACCGCCAACCUGCUGGACGACGUGGAGGGAAAUCCAUGUGAGGAAGAGGGCCAGCUUAGGAGACCAGCCACACAGGAAGAGGUGGAGCCCCAAAAGGAAGAAUCAUGAUCGGGCCUGGACGCACCACUUCAGGGUUUCCACGGCAACGACAAAUACAUCCCGCCCCUCCACCCGCCGUGACUGGUGGCUCGGCCGCUCUUUGACCCCUCCUCCUCUCACCCGGACCAGCCAAUCCCUGCACCCCCUCAAACUGUGCCACGCCCACUGAGGAGGUGGCCUCAACAGAACUAUGUCCUCCUCCUAACUUUGGGCCUGUGACGGUUUUUUUAUUACCAUUAUAACCAUUAUAAUUAUCUGUUUAUUUUUGAUUGCUUAGAAUCAGAACACAAAUGCAGUCUUUGUGUCCUUUUUUUAUCUUUUUUUUUGCCCUGAAAUUUCUAUUGAGAAGAAGAAAAAAAAAAUUGAAUUAUGAUGAUUAAUUUUCCUUAUGAAUUGAUUGUGUCUUGCUAGUAUCUUUUUUUGUGUGGUUCAGGCGAUGUCUGGCCUGACCAGUGUCUACAGAUCAGACGUGCUGGAGCACUGGGGACUUUUUCUGAGUUAUUCCAUGAUCUGGCAACCCGUGAGCAGCCAUUUUCUGAGUCUCCUGGGGGACAGAGACUUGAACACUUUCCCAGGAGCCUCUGCUUCAUGGCACAGGUUCCGCUGCUGGCUUUUACAUCAGGAUUCGGAAUGCAGGAUGACCUUUGACCCUCAAAGUGCUCCUCGGCUUAUGGGAGAACCGGCCACAUGCCAAAAAUCCCCCCCCUCCCUCCCCACCUCUCAUCCUCUCGCAGGAAAUUGGACAGGAAGUUGGAGAAAGCCGGUGAACCCAUGCUUGGACAGCUUAAAGCUCCUCCUUAUUUGACCGCCCCAGAGGAUCACGGUCUGCGGUGUUGCUUGCUGGCUGCGGCCCCGUCUCCGGGUGUGUGCAUCACUGGGGCAAAAACCGGUAUCAAACAAG